AUGGAGGAUUUCCAGUCAUGGAUCCCCGCAAGGGAGUCGAAAUCUACAUUUUCAGAAGGAACAAGCUUUAGCAGUCUUGAAUCCAAUGAAACCCCAAAACCCUUUAUAUUCCAUUGCUAUAUUACUUCUCUUAGAACCCUAGCUUCACAAAUUAGCUGCCUUGCAGUGCGUGAAAACCGUCUCUAUGUAACUUCUGUCAAUGAAAUCAUUGUCUUUAGUUUAACAAAUUAUGCCCUUAUUGACACCUUUAGCUGCAGUGAUUCUGCGUCCGGUUUGGUCAAGUUUAUUGCAUUCAGUGACAGAAAAAUCUUCACUGCACAUCAAGAUUGCAAAAUCAGGGUUUGGCAAGUGACAACAAGUAAGAAGCACCGUCUGAUCUCAACGCUUCCCACGUUUAAAGAUCGUUUAGGCCGUUGCAUGCUCGCAAAAAACUACAUUCAAGUUAGGCGUCACAAGCAGAAGCUUUGGAUUGAACAUUCCGACACAGUUUCAUGUUUAGCUGUGAAUAACGGACUAAUGUACUCAGCUUCAUGGGACAAGAGUUUCAAGACCUGGAAGAUAUCAAACAUGAAUUGCUUAGAAUCGAUGAAAAAUGCCCAUUUUGAUGCUGUCAAUGCCAUUGUUGUUUCUGUUGAUGGCCUAAUAUACACUGCCUCCACUGACAGACACAUAAAAGUCUGGGAGCGAGUCCAGAAAACCCACAAAUUGUUAACUAUCCUAGAUAAACACACGUCUAGCGUCAAUGCUUUGGCUCUGAAAAAGGAUGGAUCGGUACUUUUUUCAGGAGGAGGAGAGCAAAUUAUUUUUGUGUGGGAGAGGGAGAAUAGUUCUAAUUACAUGGAGCUAAAAAGGUCAUUGGCUGGGCAUGAAGGGGCCAUAUUGUGCUUAUUUUAUGUAAAUAAUACAUUAUUGAGUGGUUCAUCUGAUAAAACUAUAAGAAUUUGGCAAGAAUCCAAAGAAGGGUACUGUUGUUUGGGAAUUCUUGAAGGACACUGUAAACCAAUUAAGUCAAUAGUUGCAGUCUCUGAUGGAGAUUUGGAUGAGAAUCUUUCAGUUUUCAGUGGAAGUUUGGAUGGAGAAAUUAGAGUAUGGAAUAUUACAAUCUCAACUGUCUUCACAGAGUCUGUGAUUACUUCUUCAGACAGGGAUUAA
Molecule: messenger RNA, 1152 nt
Organism: Fraxinus pennsylvanica
Lineage: Eukaryota; Viridiplantae; Streptophyta; Magnoliopsida; Lamiales; Oleaceae
Source: the annotation of a GenBank genome assembly